GGAUGCCAGGCACAGAGAAAGGCUAGAGGCUCAGCGAUAUGGGAUCAGUAGAAGUUAGCGAUUCAUUUGGUUUUGAAAUUUAUUUUCACGGUAGUACAGAAUUGGGCAGAUCAUUAUUUAUCGUACAUUGCAGCACAGUAGGUGGCGGCAUGCGCGAAAACGAUUGUUUGCGGACCGCUAUGAUAUAAUAGAAGCAGAAGAAGAAGAAGGCCAUAACAGCGUUGGCUGCUUCUGUACUGCUCCGCAUUUGAGCUAUCUGAAAAACAUGAAUUUAUCGAGACGAAUUGGUCAAAUUGAAAAAGACGGAGAAAAGCAAGCAUAUUUUGUCUCUUGAGAAAUUGGAGGGACACAAAAGUUGGUAGUAACAGAUCCCCCCCCCCUCCUCUGAAUCCAGGAAAAUGUUUUGCCCUGGGAAAGAAAACCGAUUGACUGAACAAAGGAAUGUCUCUGCCUCCCAUGUGGGAAAACUCCGCAAUAAGUUAAAAGCCAUCUUGAAGAAAAAGUACCAACGUCCACCAGGGGGAGAAACUGAGCAUCCAUUUUAUAUACAUUGUGAUCUCCACUAUCCACCUGGUGAAAGUAGCAAGGAGAACCAACAUGAGUACAUUCUAUCUGAGCCAGGCUACAGGAGAAGACAUCAAGGAACAUGUUCAUUCCGAAACUCAGAAGUCGAUGAGCCUAUCAGAACAGCUCUGACAAAGGGCGUCUCUGGUAUUGGCAAAACUAGCCAGGUGCGGAUGAUGAUUCUUAACUGGGCAGAGGGAAAAGGAAACCAGGAAGUUCAACUAAUAUUUCCCCUUCCUUUCCGAGAGCUGAAUUUGCUGAAGGAGAGACUGAGUCUGAUUGAACUUCUUUACGAGUUUUUCCCAGAAUUGAAAGAACCUGGAAUUUGCAACUUGGAGAACUGCAGAGUUGGGUUCUUCUUUGACGGGCUGGAUGAAUUCCGUCGUCCUCUCGACUUCAAGAACAGCCUGAUUGUGACCAAUGUCACCGAGGUUUCCUCUGUGCCGACACUGCUGACAAACCUCAUUAACGGUAAUCUCCUUCCCUCCGCCGCUCACAUAUGGAUUACAUCCAGACCUGCGGCAGUCAGUCGCAUCCCUCUUCAGUACAUUGACAGAGUGUCAGAAAUCGAAGGCUUCACCGACUCCCAGAAAGAGGAGUUCUUCAGGAGAGCAAUCAAUGACGAGAACCAGGCCAAAGCAGUUAUCACCUACUUGAAGAACUCGAAGGGCCUCUACAACUUGUGCCAGAUACCUUUUAUCUGUUCAAUCUCAGCGUCAAUCCUCGAGAAACAGACAUAUGUACCCGACAAAACAUGCGAACCUGUCGCACUAACUCCAUUAUUUAACGACCUACUCAUCCUGUUACAAAUGGCGAACCACAAUGUAAAGAUAGUUAACGAAUUGGGGGAACUAGCCUUGAAGCAGUUGGUGAAAGGCAACACGGUUUUCUACGAGGAAGACCUACGAGAGUGCAACAUUGAUGCCCGAGUGGCAGCUGUGUACGCAAAAGGGAACAUACCCAUCUUCAGGGAGGAUAUUGGGCUGCACCAACAGAAGAUCUACUACUUUGGGCAUACCACCAUUCAGGAGUUCUUUGGCGCAUUGCGGUUUCUUCAGUCUGUUGACGUCCAAGACGAAAACCGGGCUGUCAACCAGAAAACCCAGUUCGAGAGAACUCUCUGUUUUUUUAGAGAUGCCACCCAACUCAAGAGCGCGGUGGACAUGACUUUGCGGAGCAAGACCGGACACAUGGACCUCUUCCUUCGCUUCCUCCUCGGCAUUGCGCAGAACUUUAACCAGAUGUUCUCCGAGGCUGGCUUCACCUCGUCUACUACCCUUCCGGAAAUGUUAGUGUACAUCAAGGAGAAGGUCUUGGAGAAUCCCGCUUCGCCGAGGACCCUCAACCUGCUGAACUGCCUGAGGGAACUGAAAGACUACUCUCUAGACAACGAUAGUGUGCACUUUCUCAAGACGGGAAUCCCCCCAGAUGCCAAAUAUCCACCUUCACAUUGGUCCGACCUGGCCACUCUCUUAGUAGCAUCGGAGUCUGGGCCGAUAGACAUGCUUGGGUUGGAAGUAGAGAACAGAGGAGACGAGGAACUUCUGAGGAUGCUGCCAGUGAUCAAAGCUUCCCAGACAGCCACACUGUCUUAUCACAACCUGACUGAGAAAUCCUGUGAAUGUCUGGGCUCGGCGCUUACCUCAAAGGUGUCCAAUCUGAAAACUCUGGACCUGAGUUUCAACACGCUGAAGGACUCAGGAGUGCAGCUGUUGGCGGCCGGCCUGGCCAAGCCACAUUGCCGACUGGAGAGACUGAAACUGUCCGGCUGCAGGGUGAAACAGAAUGGCUUUGCAGCUCUGGCCAAAGCUCUCAAAUCCAACCCGUCGCACCUGCGAGAGCUGGAUCUGAGUGGCAACGAACCGGAAGAAUCGGGGGUGUUUCAUCUCGUUGACGGACUAAAGGUUGUUAAGUGCGAACUGCAGAUCCUGAAGCUCUCAAACUGCAAGCUGGGCCUGGAGCUGAGUCGCGCUCUGGCGGUGUUGCUGAUAGACAACCCCAGACACCUGCGAGAGCUGGACGUCAGCAUGAACGACCUGGGAGACCGGGGGGUGAAGCUGCUCAUGGACAUACUGAAGUCAACCCAGAUAUACAAACUGGAGUUGUACUGUUGUCAGCUCACUGAGAAAUGCUGUGAGAACAUGUUUGGAUGUCUGCUGAACAUCCCCAGUCUGAGGGAGCUCAACCUGAGCAACAACAACCUGAAGGACGAGGGGGUCAAGAUGCUUUGCAACGCCUUCGGACUGCCCGCCUGUCAACUGGAGAAACUCAAUCUGGCGAGCUGUGGCUUCACGUCUGGAGACUGUUGUUGGCUGGCUGGAGGGUUCAGUUUCAGCCCCACCUUCCUCAAACAGCUGGAUAUCAGCAGGAACCACCUGGGCCACUCAGAUGUCGCGUUUUUCCUGUUCCUCAAAACUAUACGCUUUUCACUGGAGACCCUACGACUGAGUGACUGUAAGAUGACAGAGCUAUGCUGUCCAGAGCUGGUCGAAGCUCUCCGCUCCAGUCUCACCAACCUGAAAGAACUGGAUCUAUCUGGAAACGAACUGGGAGACAUCGGUGUAAAAACACUCUGCAUGGGACUGACCUCAACAACCUGUAAGCUGGAGAGACUGUUUCUGAGAUGCUGUGGGAUCACAGUAAAGGGCUGCUCCUCCCUAGCCGUAGCCCUGAAGUCCAGCUGCUCCAAAAUCACAGAACUAGGCCUGAUGGGAAACGACACGGGAGAAGAAGGACUGAGAAUUCUCUCCGGCAUCAGGGAUGACCCACGCUACAAACUACAGACUCUAGAAAUAAACGAUUGAGAGUGGCCUUGCUCGCUGGAUGGAGGUGGUUCUUGGCUCGACCUCUUCCCAAAUCUGGAGUUACUGAACAAGGAACACUCUGGAGUGAAGAUACGAAACGAUUGGCUGAUAAGUCUCGACACACUAGCUCAACACUAAGCACUUGACGUGCUUUGGAUCAACAGGACUGGUUCACUGACUGUUGACCAUUUUUAAAGUGCCUUUCAGUAUCCUGGCUGCUCAUACUUGAACAGAAGCCCAAAGAGUAUUUACCUAGAACCAGAUAGUGAGGCUGAAAUGACACACACACACUGUUACUAACUCCGUUCCUCUGGUCUUGCUACAGUAUCAACUCAUUUAACCUUUGCAGAAGCCUUACAGUAUGUUUUGCACAUCAGUAUGUACACUAGUAUGUAUAGCCUUUGUAACAGGCGCCUCUGCUCCUCAGACGCACAUGACCGGCCUCUUGACAACGUCUUAGCCAACUACGGUAGAGAAAAGCUAUCAGUUUGGUGGAGUGAGGUUACGUUAUAGCGUCUCUGAGGGAGAAGGAUGAUGCAACGUUUUAUUUUUAACACUGGUACAGUCCCUUGGUAGCACAGUCUUUUUGUUUUUCAAUUUUUAUUUGAUAGUGCUUUUUCUUAAUUAAGAUCGGAAAUUAAGAUCGGAAAAUGUUUACAGUAGUACAACUCUUGGUUUAUUUAUUAUUGUUGCGUACAAUGUACAUUUUACCCAAAUAUACCUAGCUACUUCUAUUGGUCAUGAUGGUUUUAAAAAAAAAAAAAGGUACUAAUGGGAGGUUUAACUUCAGAAGCUUUCCAACUUUGGUCAUAUGUUUCAGGUCUGGUCUCCAGAUCUGUUUGCGCCUACUGCAACAGUCUGGUUGACGCAGUAUUUCACGUUAAACAAGUGCCUUUAGAGUAGUGUGAUUGUGAGGGACACAGUUCUCUACUAUUUGUCUCCUCUGCUGGUAUGUACAGUAUGUCUGUUUGAGUGUGCUCGUAUGUGUGUUCUGUUAGUGUGUUUGUGUGUACAUGUAUACAAUCAUGUCUCAUGUUCAAAUUGUUACAAUGUUACACAUUGAUGGUUUGGGCUGAUACUCUGAUUGUUAUGGUACAUCACCACCACCUAGUGGCGAAGGGGGUUAAACUAAUGACGUAUGUGAAGCCAAUAGCGCCAGAACCCACUACUGGGUCCCUAAUAAUAAACCAGACAGCAUCUUUUGCUACACGAUCACUGACCGAAUUAUUGAGAGCGCAUCUACACAAACCCAGGUAUGAUACCAUUUUAGCUAACAACAAGUAAAAGUAUUAACCAACCAUGGUCUGCAUUUUUAAACGUGUGCUGUGAAAGGAUGGUCGGACGAGGUAGGUGUAACGCUGGAUGUCAUGGUGUUAUGCAAGGCAGUCAGUUUGGAUGUAUUGCACACUGUCUCCAUGUGGAAAUUACAAUAACAACUCGGCUGACACUAUUAGCAAAACAAUAAGGGGUUGCUCUCGGAAGGUAAUAUGGCGCAGUGUAAUACCUCGGGUAUCGGUAUGAACCGGCGCUGUAGCCUAUGUGUUUGGAUAAGUAGUUACCAAGCCAGCAAGAUGCACGAUAGUGGCGUCAAUAUUCGCAAAACUAAGCCAGCAGUCCUUUAAUAGCCCACCUAUUGCUGUCCCGUAAUGUCUUUCAUUGCUUCGUAGGAGCUAAUAAACAUGUUAUAUGAUGGCCACAAUACCAUUAUUUUUGUCAAGUUUUUGUAACUACACAAUAUAAAUGUUCCUUAUGCGUUUACAUGGUAUUUCUUUGAUAUCUUGUUAAUAGCCAUGUUAUGUAAUAAAUCAAACUUUGUUUUAGUGUAAAUUGUAGCAGGUGUUUAGGGGAGUAAAUGACGAUGGAGGGGUUACCUAGGUAAAAUUGGGAGUCGUUGCAAAUGGCACCUUAUUCCCUAUAGGCUAUAGUGUACUAUUCCCUGUAUAGAGAGCCCAGUGCACUAAAUAUGGAACAGGGUGCCAUUUGGAAUGUAACCUGGGUGUAUAUUGAUUGGUUGACUGGCCCAUUGUUUCUGUGACUGCCUCUUGAAAUAUUAAACGUCCCAAAUACUGUUUGCACCCAA
This is a messenger RNA of Oncorhynchus mykiss (rainbow trout), 5448 nucleotides long. Its product is annotated as NACHT, LRR and PYD domains-containing protein 12. The record is from RefSeq and is a predicted model, not a curated record. Lineage: Eukaryota; Metazoa; Chordata; Actinopteri; Salmoniformes; Salmonidae. Gene Ontology annotation, molecular function: protein binding.